AUGGGAGCCGGCAACAGUCCAGCCAUUGCCUGCCGAAUCGGUCUCGCCUUUGUCCGACUUGUGAAGGAGAAAUUUGGCGUUUUCCAAGGUGAAGCCAGAGCUAACUGCUACUGGACGGGUCUACAAGCCAACGGAUUCGAUCCCAAGCUUGGCUAUGGAUUCAUCUUGACCUCCAACGAUGGAGGAGCUGUGCACAUCUGGGUCUGGGUGGACGACUUCCUCAUCCAUGGGCCCACGCACGAAAAGACAGCCCGAGGGCUGCAAUUCUUCUUGGACACGGCAGUUGACUGUGGAUUCCUCUUUCACCCAAAGAAAUUGGUACCGCCUCAGCAAGUUGUCAAGUACUGUGGUUUCCUCUUUGACACCACAGCUGUCCCUUGCCUUCGAAUCCCAGAAGCCAAGAAAGAAAGGGCACUGGCCAUAUGUGAUUACUUGAUCCAAUCUCCAAAGCACAAGAGGUGGUCCCGUCUUGGUCUUGCGGUUGCAGUCGGCGUUUUGGAGUCUCUUACAGAAGCAACUCCCCGGCGAUUGGGACAUACGCAUCUCAAAGAGUUCCACACCAUUGUCCACCCACCAGGACUUGGCAACGGAGCGGCACCCUACUACACUACCACCUUCCUCAACUCGGAGGUGCUCGACGAACUCCAUUGGUGGCGACAGUUCCUCACUCGGAGUGAAGGACGCUUUGUCAGAGGAUGGGAAGCUGCAACACUGGUUCCAACCUUUGGAGACGGAAGUGGAACUGGCACCGGGGGCACCAUACAACUCCCAAAUUGUGACUUUGAGAUGUGGCGAGGAAAAUGGAAACCAUCCAUCUACAUCUUCCCUUCUGUAUGGAAAGAGUUAGCGACCCUGAAAGAGACCCUGCUUCGAAUCAAAGAAAGCCCCCAUGCCCACCAGGUGAUUGGGACUACCGUUUUCUACUUCACUGACAACUCGGGAGUUUACUGGAUUGCCACCACAGGCUCUUCCCGAACACGCUCCCUCCACAAAUUGAUUAGCGAGAUCAGACUUCUUGAACUGGACCUACAAUGUGUCCUCCAAGUUGUCCAUGUACCAGGCCGAGUGUUGAUCACCCAAGGGACUGAUGGCCUCAGUCGCGGCGUUUGGAUGUCGGCACUUCAAAACAUCAUGGAUUCUGAUAGACUGACUCAGGCUAUCUUUGAUCCAGUCCCCUUUGACAUGACUUUGGUGUGGACCCACCUUCCACAAUCGGCCCCUUUGACGCAGUACAGAUCCUGGAACCAACCCUGGACAGCAUCCCUCUGCCUCCACCAAACCACAGUAUGGUGCCCACCGCCGGAGCUGGCCCGCCAGCUCCUCACCUUCUUGCUCAACUCGUGGGUUGAAUGCCCCUUCACCACCUCCGCGCUGCUCUUUGUCCCCAGAGUUGUUGAAGCUUCCUGGCGACACAUGUCUCGUUACGUCCGCGAACUUGACACCAUCUACCCGCACAAGACCAACCUACGCCUCCUGCCGAUACCAAUUGUUGUUCUGUACAUUGCGCCUCACACUCUCUCCUUCAAUCCCAACUCUAGGUUGGACAAGACUCCCACUGCCGCCCCCUCUUGGCAUGCCGCCCAAGCCACACUUACGCGCGGGUUGCCAGAGAGGGUUCAGCCGCAAGGAGAUUGA
Messenger RNA from Cylindrotheca closterium, 1635 nucleotides. Lineage: Eukaryota; Bacillariophyta; Bacillariophyceae; Bacillariales; Bacillariaceae. The record is from the annotation of a GenBank genome assembly.